AUGGGUCGAGUUCGUGAUGGACACUCGCGACAGGACAAGAAAGCCGGCCCUUCGCCACCGAACCCGAAGCAAAGCUCCGAACCGGAGCAAGGGUUCGAGGAGCGCGAACGGGAGAGUGUCUUCUGGUUCGAACAGGGCCAGGAAACGCUGGUCCGGAAGCUGGGCGAAACCCACAACACCAACCACGCGAAGAACGUGAUCUUCUUCAUCGGCGACGGCAUGUCGUCACAAACGUCGGCCGCCACGCGCAUGUACCUCGGUAACGAAGCGAACACCUUGUCGUUCGAACACUUCAAGGACACCGGCACCGUGCGGACGUACUGCGUCAACCGGCAGGUCCCGGAUUCGUCGUGCACGGCCACCGCGUACCUGUCCGGGGUUAAGAUUAACUACGGCAUGGUGAACAUAGCGGCCUCGGUGCAGAGGUACGCCUGUGACUACGAUCAGAACGCGACCGAGUUCGAGGGACUACUCCGGUGGGCGCAGGACGCGGGCAAGAGCACCGGCAUCGUGACGACGACGAAGAUCACGCACGCGACCCCGGCCGGUGCGUACGCCAGCAGUACCAAUCGGUACUGGGAGAACGACGUGGAGGUCGGCGAUUCCGGGUGCAACCCCGAGGACGUGGAAGACAUCGGCGAGCAGCUGGUGGGCAAGGAGCUGGCUCUGCGUUUCAACGUCGUGAUGGGCGGUGGCCGCGGUAACCUGCUGCCGGAGGAAACACUGGACGAGGAAGGCCAUCACGGGUACAGACGCGACGGUAAGAAUCUGAUCGAAGCGUGGAAGCAAGCGCAUCAGUCGAUGGGCAAGUGGGAGUACGUGUGGAACCGGGACCAGUUGCUGGGGGUCGACGUGAAGAACACCGAUUAUCUACUCGGGUUGUUCGAGACGGGCCACAUGAAGUACAACCUGGAGGUUCAGGAAAGCGCCGAAGCGAUGGCGCUCGAGCCAACGCUGGAGGAGAUGACCCAGAUGGCGAUCCGGAUGCUGGAAAAGAACCCGAAAGGGUACGUGCUGUUCGUGGAAGGUGGACUGAUCGACGUGGCGCACCACGAAACCUGGUCCCGGUUGGCGCUGGACGAAACGGCCGAAUACGCGAAAGCGAUCGGCACGGCCAGAGCGGCGACCAACGAGCAGGACACACUGAUCGUCGUCAGUGCGGAUCAUACCCACACGCUAACCUACAACGGUUACCCGAAACGUGGUAACGACAUUCUGGGCUUGGGAGACGUCAGCGACGAAGACUUCCUGCCGUUCACAACCCUGAGCUACGCCAACGGGGCCUCCUACUAUUGGACGUACACUCCGGAGAACCAUGGGGUUCGGGAAGACGUGUCCAAGUACGACUAUCGGCAGAUGAACCACCGAUACAUGGCCAUGGUUCCGCUCGAUGCCGAAACGCACGGUGGGGACGACGUAACCUUUUGGGCAUCCGGUCCAAUGUCGCACCUCUUCCGUGGAACCUACGAACAGAACACCAUCCCGUUGCUGAUCUCGUACAUCGCCCAGAUCGGUGAUUACUUCGACGACGGCUCCAAUGCCGGAACCGCGCCGUUGGCAUCCGUGCCUAUCUUACUCAUUAGUGCCAUCGUGGGAGUUUUGCGACGUUAA
Molecule: messenger RNA, 1611 nt
Organism: Anopheles cruzii
Lineage: Eukaryota; Metazoa; Arthropoda; Insecta; Diptera; Culicidae
Product: membrane-bound alkaline phosphatase-like
Exons: 3
Coding region: 1-1611 (536 amino acids)
Biological process (GO): dephosphorylation
Molecular function (GO): alkaline phosphatase activity
Source: RefSeq, a predicted model, not a curated record